Chinchilla lanigera (long-tailed chinchilla) is the source of this 2395-nucleotide messenger RNA. It is a transcript of the gene Znf706, whose product is annotated as zinc finger protein 706. The record is from RefSeq and is a predicted model, not a curated record. Lineage: Eukaryota; Metazoa; Chordata; Mammalia; Rodentia; Chinchillidae.
AUAUGGCUCGUGGGCAGCAGAAGAUUCAGUCUCAGCAGAAAAAUGCCAAAAAGCAGGCUGGACAAAAGAAGAAACAAGGGCAUGAUCAAAAGGCUGCUGCCAAAGCUGCCUUAAUAUAUACUUGCACUGUCUGCAGGACACAAAUGCCAGACCCUAAGACCUUCAAGCAGCACUUUGAGAGCAAGCAUCCCAAGACCCCACUUCCUCCAGAAUUGGCUGAUGUGCAAGCAUAAAGUUGUUUACAGGUGAAUUCAUGACACCUUUGACUCUUCUACUGUCUCAGAUCUUAGGUAACAAACCUGCAGCUGCUUUUCUAACAAACUGUUGAUCAGCAAAAAUAAAGGGGCUACAGAAACACUCAUUUUUAUGCUGUUCCCUUUUGGGCUUCAUGCAAAGACAAUUCUGUGUAAAUGUACAGUUGACUCUGAUUUGGAAAUCUGAAAAUCAGUCCAUCCUUGUUAUAAAAAAUUUUUUUACAAUUGUAAUUAUAUUGAUGUUCAUAUCGUGUAAAAUAACUCAUUUAAUAAAGUAGUACUUUGAUUUUACAACAUCACAGGACAAGUGGUUCUAGAAAUUCUGUUGUAACUUUCCUUAUUAUUUGCCUUAUAAAAGUCUAAUGAAUUCAUCAGCGAGAAUUGCAAAUGGAAUUCUUAUCAUGCUUUGCCAGCUCGGUGGCAAAUUCGUUAACCCUAGGGUAGACUCAUACAUCAAAAUUGUGCGCACCACCGUAUUGGCAGCUGAUGAUCGAGGUGAAGAAUGACAUCUGCUGCUUAAUACAUUGCAGUUGUGUGUCGUUGCCCCUUCUGAUUAUCUCUCAUUUAAAGUUGGAGGAUUUAAACUUGCCAUUUGAACUGACUCUAGCCUACACAUAACUGAUAAACCCAUAAAGGGAGUGGAUCUUCAGUGACUUCUCCUGAAAGAUUAGGUUCUGAGGUAUGUGCUGUAACAAAAUAAUUGUUAGGGUUACCGUUUCACACCAAGUAAGAUAGAAGAAAUGUGAACUGGUAGAUAUCUACCUUUUAUAAAUUUAUAUUAAAUUCUUUCAUUAUUAUUCAGGUACUUGAAUUUGAAAUUGAAACAUUUAAAGGAAUUUUCGGAAGUUACUAUUUUGCCAAUUUUAUGAAUGGGUUUUUGCAUUAGCAGGAAGACCUUAAUGACUUGUGGCUGGUUAUUUCCCAGAAUGCUCUCAUUUUCUAAGUGAAUUGUUGGUUUUAGGAAUUUACUUUGUGCUGGUUCCUAAAAUCAAAGACUACAUGUACAGUAUGACUUCCAUCUGAACUACAAAAGUAUUAUAGUCCAGAGUUCACAUUCUUUUGGAUCUAAGGAUGGGGAAGUUUUCUUCAGCUGAAUAAGGUAAAUUCCACCCAAUUAAAGACUAAUGUUAGCAUUCUUAUAAUUUAGUUUUGUCAACUAUCGUACAAGUGAAACUGCUGUAACUCAUUUAAAUUUUAAAAUUAACGUGAUAGGAAGAACACUGAAAUAUUUAACUGAUAAUUGCUUAGAGCUGCAUAUCUGAUCCUGUGGAUUAUAAAAUGCAUUCCCUCUUUCUGCUGUAACCCAUCACUGCAUUUGUUUUGUAACUGCUCCCUUUGUCUUCACUGUUAAGUUUAAAUAUCUGCAAGGAAAGUCUUCAGUACUGAUAGUUUCUUAGCAUUUCCUAUUCUUUGACCCUUACUUUAAAAUACAGUCCUUUCGUUUCAUGUAUUUAACUUCCUAAGUUUCAGACUUAAUAUCUGUUUCCUAACACGUUGAUUACCAGAACAUUAGGAUUUUACCUAAUUUCUUGUGGAUGGUACAGAAGUUCUGGUUAAAUUACAAUUUAAAAGCUUUUGAAAAUGCUUUGAGCAUUGUAUGUUUAUUUUUAGUAACAUUAUUUAAACCCCAUUCAUGAAUUUUGGAUUAACUUUUUUGUUUUAUUGACUGUAAUUCACAAUAAAAGUUUUUUCUUGUAUUUGACCUUCUUAUAAGCAGCUGAAGACACCAUAUUUGAUUCUGUAUCUCAACGUAGGGAAGUAGUUGGACUGAUCUUACAUAAGACAAUUCUUAAUAUGGGGAUUGUACAUACAAUCCUUCCUUUACUGUGUUUGAGCUAAAUUUGCUAUAAAGAGAAAGUUACAACUCUUAAACAUGUUAUUUCAUUUGAAGAUUCUUUAACAGAUCAUAGCAAACUUUGUUUUAAAGCUGUUGUGGUGUCUUCAAAAACUUGAUAAAAUGCACAGAGAGAAUUGGUCCGUUUGUGUUCUGUAUUUACAUUAGUUGCCAAAAGAAAUGGGGUUAAGUUUAAGCUUGUUUCCAUUCUAUUCAUGUGGAUACACAUCCCCGUGUUUAACUGACCACUGGGGCCUCAGUUUUGUGCUGUAAUGUCGUAUUAAAGAAGAUAUUAAAGAAAACCAAA